Limulus polyphemus (Atlantic horseshoe crab) is the source of this 1673-nucleotide messenger RNA. It is a transcript of the gene Dbct, whose product is annotated as lipoamide acyltransferase component of branched-chain alpha-keto acid dehydrogenase complex, mitochondrial-like. The coding region runs from base 31 to 1548 and encodes 505 amino acids. Gene Ontology annotation, cellular component: cytoplasm; mitochondrion. Lineage: Eukaryota; Metazoa; Arthropoda; Merostomata; Xiphosura; Limulidae. Gene Ontology annotation, molecular function: lipoic acid binding; acetyltransferase activity. The transcript is spliced from 11 exons. The record is from RefSeq and is a predicted model, not a curated record.
GAAAAGUAAAUUUCUGGGUUCUAGAGUAAAAUGGCGUUUGCCUUGGUUAGAAGAGGGUUCACGAUUCCAGCAUUGAUCAAAUGUUUUAUUCGUCCAAAAACAAAAUUACUGAAGGAAGGCUGCUGUCAGUAUUCCUUUUAUGCAUCAAAAAACAUCCCUGAUGUUAUGUACCCUAUUCCAGCCAGUAGUUGCUUCUGCAAGAUAUCUAAUUCAAGAUCGUUUUAUUUAUCGACAGCUAAUCAUGGAGAAGUGGUGCCAUUUAAACUCUCGGACAUUGGAGAGGGGAUAGGAGAAGUGACUGUUAAAGAGUGGUUUGUCAAGGUUGGAGACAAAGUAAACCAAUUUGAUAGUAUUUGUGAAGUACAAAGUGAUAAAGCAUCUGUUACCAUAUCUAGUCGCUAUGAUGGCAUAAUUACGAAGAUUUAUCAUGAAGUUGAUGACAUUGCAAAGGUGGGAUUGCCACUUGUUGAUAUAGAGCUUGAUGGAGAUACUACUGAACCAGUAAACCAGAAAGAUGAAGAUAUUGAUAUUGGUCCUUCCAGUCAAGGUCUUGAUUCAGUCCUUGGCCAAUCAGACAAAGUUUUAGCAACACCAGCUGUUAGAAGGCUUGCUAUGGAACAUAAUGUGCAGCUUGGUAACGUUCAAGGUACUGGAAAGAAUGGUAGAUUACUAAAGGAAGAUGUUUUUAGAUACAUAGAAAGACUUAAAGAAGAAGAAGGAUCCAAAGUUCAAGAGCCACCAUCUAAACUGACCAAGGGAACUCUUGCGCAGAAACCAUAUGAUGGAGCCACUCCACCUCUUUCUACGUCUAAGGUAUUCCCGUCCAUUCCAGAACCAGUUAUUGUCAAAGAUAAAAUGGAACCUAUCAAGGGUUUUCAGAAAACCAUGGUGAAGACCAUGUCACAGUCUCUGGCCAUCCCCCACUUUGGUUACUGUGAUGAAGUAUGUGUGACCGAACUAGUAAUGCUUCGUUCAAUACUGAAAAAGAAAGCUGGAGAAAGGGGUGUUCGCUUUUCUUUCAUGCCAUUCUUUAUUAAGGCAGCAUCGUUGGCUUUAAACCAGUUUCCUGUUCUAAAUUCAUCAGUGGAUGAAAAGUGUGAAAACAUUAUUUACAAGUCAGCUCACAACAUAGGAGUUGCCAUGGAUACACAGCAAGGACUAAUUGUGCCAAACAUAAAGAAUGUUCAAAACCUAAGCCUACUCCAAGUGGCUACUGAGCUAAACAGACUACAAGAACUCGGUGAAAAAGGCCAGCUAGGUUCUUCCGAUCUGACAGGAGGGACUUUUACAUUGUCAAAUGUUGGAGUUAUUGGUGGUACCUACGCCAAGCCUGUUAUAGUUCCUCCAGAAGUUGCAAUUGGUGCUGUUGGUAAAAUUCAAGCUGUCCCAAGAUUUGAUGAACAAGAUAACGUGGUCAAAUCCCAUGUUCUUCAAGUCAGCUGGUCUGCUGACCAUCGAGUUAUUGAUGGAGCCACUAUGUCCAGAUUCUCAAACUUGUGGAAGUCUUACCUUGAAGACCCAACAAGCAUGCUGUUGGACAUGAAAUGAAACUAGACUCAACCUAGUAGUGUUUAGGGAUCAAAUUUGUAUUUUAUUAUAUAUAUCAAAAAAAUUCAGUUAAAGGGUUCACUUAAAGGGUUCAGUACAGCCACUCAUUCUUCUCUAUAGCUAUG